Messenger RNA from Python bivittatus (Burmese python), 2196 nucleotides. The record is from RefSeq and is a predicted model, not a curated record. NCBI's taxonomy places the organism in Eukaryota, Metazoa, Chordata, Lepidosauria, Squamata, Pythonidae.
AAUGAAUGCAUUUUUUGUCCACAGCAUAUUAAACAAUUCAUUAAUGAGACCUGGCUGGAACGACAUGGCUCACCACUCCCUCAAGAAAACAUUGUCUUGCUGUGGUCCUUCAUUGUGUCCAGUUACGGGAUUGGAGGACUCUUAGGGAGUGUCUGUUGUGGAUACCUCACCACAAAAUAUAGGAAGAAGAAGUGCCAGAUGUUCACCAACCUCAUCAUGCUGACUGCUGCCCUGCUCAUGGCUUUCAGCAAGAUGGCCAAAUCUUUUGAGAUGAUCCUCCUUGGGCGCCUCCUGUAUGGGAUUGGCAUUGGGUUUUCUUUCAAUAUACAUCCUCAAUAUGUGGGAGAGAUUUCACCUAAGAAGUUGCGUGGAUUUACAAAUGCCACUGUUGCUGUUUUUCUGACGCUUGGCAAAGUUGCAGGACAAGUUAUUGGUCUUGGGGAAAUUUUGGGCUCAGAGUCCUUGUGGCCCCUGCUGUUGGCUUUCAGUGGACUCACAGCCACAAUCCAGCUGGUGACACUCCCAUGCUUCCCUGACUCCCCACCCUACCUUCUGAUACAGAAAGGCAACGAAGAUGCCUUCCUGAAAGCCAUCAAACAGCUCUGGGGUGAAGGUGACCAUCAAGCCGAGAUUGAUGACAUCAAAAGGGAAAAGGCAGCCAUGUCUUGCACGAAAAGUCUCCGAGUCCUAGAGGUGCUGAGGGCCCAAUCACUGCGCUGGCAGCUGUAUGUGAUGAUCACCGUCAUGAGCACCCUGCAGCUGUGUGGCAUCAAUGCAAUCUACUUCUACUCCUUUGAAGUUUUUCGCACAGCCCAGUUUGAAGAAACUCUCAUUCCAUACAUUGCACUGGGUGUUGGCAUCUGCGAGUGCCUCUCAUCCAUCCUGUGUAGUUCUCUGAUUGACCGUUUUGGGCGGAAACUUCUGCUAUGGGGAGGAUAUGCUGUGAUGGUGCUGGUGCUGGCUGCACUCACAAUAACCCUCUCACUCCAACAUCGCUUCUUUUGGAUGCACUACCUGAGUGUCAUUUUCAUCUUCCUCUUUGUAAUCUUCUAUGGAAUUGGACCUUGUGAGUAUCUCCAUGCUGGGCAGAUGGCUGUACAGGUUUGAAUGGUGAAGAACUGUCUCUGACCCAAUCCUACCAAGACCAAUGGCUGUGGGUAUUUGGCCCACCCAGAUCUGGGGAUAUUCCAUCUUUGACCUUGGUUGGGGUUGCACUUCCCCUUCCAAGGCAGUGCACAAUCUGGGGCUCUUCCUGGACUCCCAGUUCCAGCUCAAAGAGCAAGUGGCAGCUAUAGCCAGGAGGGCCUUUGCACAGUUUCAACUGCCCUUGAAGACCACCCAGAAGUUCCAACCGGUCCAGAGCACAGUGGCACAGACUGUCAGGGUACUGUGAGUGAAAACGAGCAAGUAGUUUAGGGGCUUUAACAUUAAUACUGUCCACCCAUUCAUGAUGGGUCUUGGGAAAAUGCUUCCACUGAAUCAGGUACUGGAGUUUGCCUUUAUGUUUUCUAGAGUCCAAAACGUCUUUUACUUCGAAGUGACUUUGUCCUUCAAUCAUGAAAGGUGUUGGUGGAGACGGAUCAGGAUGCCAAGUUUCAGAGGGCUUGAAUGCUUUCAGCAAAUUUGCAUGGAAAACAGGAUGAAUAUUUCUAUAAUGUUUAGGCAAAGAUAACUUAAAUGCCACAGGAUUUAUAACUUUCUCAAUUGGGAAAGGACCCACAUAUUUUGGAGCAAGUUUUUUGGAUGGUUGGGAAGAUUUUAAGUUUUUUGUAGAAAGCCAGACUAGGUCGCCUACCUUCCAAGGAGGGUUUGCAGUGCGUUUUCUGUCGGCGAAUUUUUUAUGCUGGCUUUUUGCUUUUUCUAGAGAUUUCACAAUUAGUGGCCACAGAUUUGUAAUGUUAUUUAUCCAUUGGUCUGUUGAGAAUUCAGGGGGGUUUUUAAGUGGUAAUUCUGAGAAAGGCGGAAAGUCCUGGCCAGAUGCUAUUUUGUAUGGCGUAAAUCCAGUGCUUUGAUGCACUGUGUUGUUAUAAGCUACUUCAGUGAAAGGAAGGAGCUCAGACCAAUCAUCCUGUUGAUGAUUUGUGAAACAUCUUAAAUAUUGUUCCAAUAAAGAGUUAAUUUUCUCCGUAGAUCCGUCAGUCUCCGGAUGAAAACUGGAACUCAAAGCUUGAUUAGAUCCAAGUAAUGUAAGAAAUU